CAUCGGGCGGUGGCGGAGGAGGCAGCUACAUGGCAUACUCUCCCUCACCUUCCGCCCCUCACUCACCCCACAUCUCCGCCCUCCGCUCCGCUUCCGCCGCUCUCCUUGACCAAGACAAAUAUCUGACAGAGUUACUGACAGAGCAUAACAAGCUUAACCCUUUUAUGCCUGUGCUCCCACAUACCUAUCGAUUGUUGAAUCAGGAAAUUUUGCGUGUAACUACACUGUUGGGGAAUGCAUCAGUUUUAAGUCAAAGUGGGCUUGAACAAGCUAGCCCCCUGGCUUCUACAGGAAUAUUUUCAAAUGGAGGCUUGGAUGUGAAUGGAUGGGCAUCACGCUUUCAAUCAGAAGUUUCAGGCUUAAUACAGCCCUCUUCUACUCAGAAUUGGUUGAGUUCUCAAGGUAGCUCUUCUGGUCUCAUUGUUAAGAGAACGAUCAGAGUGGAUAUUCCUGUUGACAAAUAUCCUAAUUACAACUUUGUUGGGCGCCUUCUUGGUCCUAGAGGUCACUCUCUUAAGCGUGUGGAAGCAAAUACAGAGUGUCGUGUUCUGAUAAGAGGGCGUGGCAGCAUCAAGGACCCGGCAAGGGAAGAAAUGAUGAGAGGAAAGCCUGGGUAUGAACACCUCAAUGAGCCUCUCCAUAUCCUGGUUGAGGCAGAAUUACCGGUUGAAAUAGUUGAUGCUCACCUAAUGCAAGCACGGGAGAUACUAGAAGACUUGCUCAGGCCCAUGGAUGAAUCCCAGGAUUUUUAUAAGAAGCAGCAGCUGCGAGAGCUGGCGAUGCUCAAUGGUACACUCCGAGAGGAGGGUUCUCCCAUGUCUGGGUCUGUGUCCCCCUUCCACAACACCAGCCUUGCUAUCAAGAGAGCCAAGACAAGGGGGUAAUACUAAUGGCAUGUGUCUUAGUUUCUGCUAUAAGCAGUGGUUCCCACGGUGCAGGUGUUGCUGUGUCUGCGAAUGCCUCCAACUGCCAUCGGGGCACUGGCACUGCUGUGUGCUAGUUGUAAGGUGUUUUUAUAUGAGAGUGUGUCUAGCUUGUGUUUGGAAGAGGUCAUGUGAUAGUGUCAUGGUAAGGAAUCUGUCCAGAGUGUUGGGGGUUUUGCUUUUUGUUUGCUGGUGUUAAAUCCCAGAAUGUUAGCUUGUAAGCGACAGUUUUGAUAAGAGGAGAUGUGAAGAAGGGUAAGGAUAUUGUUUGUAUUUUGUAUAGAAAAGUUGAGGCAGACAAUUAUUUACCCUACUGUUAUGUCAUUGGUAUUGGAGUUUAUGUAGUUAGAUGAAAUUCUGUAAGUGCUGUUUGUUUUGGUACAAUUUAUCAAUUGUGGUUUAGAAGGAAGUGUUAUAUAUGCAUGCAGUGAGCUAUUCCCUUGCCAAUUUUUCAAAUUC
Messenger RNA from Rubroshorea leprosula, 1382 nucleotides. NCBI's taxonomy places the organism in Eukaryota, Viridiplantae, Streptophyta, Magnoliopsida, Malvales, Dipterocarpaceae. The record is from the annotation of a GenBank genome assembly.